This is a messenger RNA of Aplosporella prunicola CBS 121167, 895 nucleotides long. RefSeq lists its product as uncharacterized. The transcript has 2 exons. Bases 91 to 675 code for a protein of 194 amino acids. The record is from RefSeq and is a predicted model, not a curated record. Lineage: Eukaryota; Fungi; Ascomycota; Dothideomycetes; Botryosphaeriales; Aplosporellaceae.
UGCCAUGAUCCUUGAUGAUACUGCAGCUUUGUGAAGUGUAGACGGUGAACAGCAUAGGCUUGCGGCGCCGGCAAGGCUGUGCGGGCGGGCAUGUCGCUAUCGCCAGGGAGCUCAUGGUGUUGCAGACCAUCCACGAAGCCGCCCGACUCUUCGACCACGACACUUCCGCAAUAUUCUAUGAUCGACAGCCCGAGAAGCAGCAGCACAGGCAGCGGAGUUGCCAACUUGUCUGGGUACACCGGUUCCGGGACCGGAGGGCUUGGUGUUGGCACACCGGGGCGGCGUUACGGAGACGGUCGCAAGGAGACCCUCAACCCUCAGCACCACACCCUGUCCGACGGAGGUGAAGGCAUGAGAGUGCGACUGGACGAACGCUCGGAGUUGGCACCAACCAGCGCCAUCGCAGGCAAACCACAACCACGGACAGAGACAGGAGGCAAACCGAGGAUAUCAAACAACGGCAGAGCUUGCGUACGGGUCUUACGAUGGCGGAACGACAUGAAAUCGUCGCUAGGUGCCAACAGCAAGCCAAAGGGAUCCAGAACGGCGAGCCAGCUCGACGGACACAGCGACAGCACCAUCAGCUUGACUAUGAGCCACCACGUGCAUUCGGUAUGCGGGCCAGGCGACACGAUACGUACUCAUGAGAGCAUCCUGCUUGCUCUGGUCCUUUGAAGAGCCGCCGGACGAUGUGCCCAUCAAGGCCAUCCCUCUUUCACACCAAGGCACCAUCUGCAACAGAGCGCAAGGACAGGCAGAUUUUGGCAGACUGCCUCCAGUAUGACCCAGGAUAAAUGGCUUAGGGAGGAGGUGAAGACAAAUCGGCAACCACUAGGGGUUACAUGCUACUGGGUUGAAGCAUCCGCGGGAGCUUAAACAAACAGUACGGCGUGUG